UAUCGUGAAUGUUAGUUGGAAUAUUUUCUAUUCAACACUUCGUUGUCGGCUUGUUGAAACAUUCUUUGUUGUUGAUAAAGACAACUUUUGACAACUCUUGUCUCAGUUGGAUUUUUUCUUGUCUCUUAGGUAGCAAAUAUGUCCAACAACAGCAACCUGUCCUAUACCCAAGGUAUUGAUCUUUCAACAUAUUACUUUCUCCCUUCUCCACAAACAUGGGCCGUGAUAACAUGGAGUGUGUUACUCGGAGUCAUCGGAAUAGUAGCGCUUGUCACAAACGUACUGACCAUAGCCGCCUUCACCCAAAAGAGGCUCAGACGACCUCCUCAUUACUUACUUAUCUCACUGGCUUGUGCUGAUUUCAUGGUUGCAUCCAUAUCAGUACCGUUAUAUAUCUGUAUCACCCUGGGAGUUACCAAGUUAACAUUGCGAUCAAGAGCUGCAAUCUGGUUUUUUGAUUUCCUAUCAGGGAUGGCGUCAAUAUUCACUUUGGCAAGUGUCUCACUCGAACGGCUCUUUGCCAUGGGAUGGCCUCUUCGUCACAGAGUUAUUCCACCGAUAACAUACGCUGUUUUCGUUACAGUACCUUGGGUUCUUGCAUUGAUAGUGGCAUCUUUGCCCUUGUUUGACAUGUUCCGGUUAUUGCCACACCUUUUCAUGUUUCAAGUGAUACUAGCAUCUUGUUCCUUUCCAAUUGUAGUGACUAUCAUAGCCUACAUAACGCUUUGGUUUAAGGUAAAAACAAGCGACCCAUCUGGACACGAAAGAAGCAGAGAAAAGGACAAGCGACUAGCGAUCACACUUGUUAUCGCCUCUUUCAUUUUUCCAUUUACCUGGUUGCCUUAUACAAUUGUGUUAAGCAUUAUAAACCUCUGCAUGAAGUGUGUUUUUUCGAAUGUUAAGCUUUUCAAUGGUCUUUCUAUGAUAUGCAUGUUUAUGCACCUCGCUAAUUCUUUUCUGAAUCCACUUGUGUAUAUUUUAAGAAUUCCUGAAUUUCGUGGAGCUAUUCGAGAGCUCAUCUGUCGCAAUCGUCCAUUCCGACGAGUUGGCGUUACACCAUUGGCUAAUACAAGGGCAAGAAAUCAAGCCAAUCAAGCACCAUCUCUUGCUGGUAGCCAUGGUAACUAGAAAAUAUAGUGUAAAAGUAAGCUUUAGUUCAAGUGUAAGGGUACAUAAAAGAACCUUAGACCUUAGACCAUCGCCAGCGUUUUCUCUGGCCAACAUAUUUUUAAGUUCGCCAAAAGAGCCAGGAUGCAGAAUAAAAGAGAUAAUCCUCCAUGGAAGACUUACUCCCAAAGUAAAUGUAUUUCUUUUAGGUGUUAAAUAAGGUUGUUUUGUCUUGUUUCCCAUUGGGAUAAUCAGACCUUUAUAAACCACUCCUUUUAAAUAUCACACCACUUGACGCCGACCAGUUUACUCCAGGCUACUUUUCCUUGUUAUAAUUAUUAUUGUGUAAAAUAGUAUCUAACUCUUUCGUGUAUAUUCUCUGCUUUGUAACUCGACGUGUGUCAGUUUCUUGUGAAUAAACUCGAUUACUGACGGCCCCCUCCCUCCCAUUAUUUGUCUCCUUUACUUAUAAUACGAAUUUUGUCUAAUGGGCCGAACGAAGCGAAAUAAAAAACAAUCCGCGGACAAAUUUACCUUACCCCUAUCAGACAAAUAAAUUUCCUACCCUUUGAUUACCAGACGUUAUUAAAUUAAACGAAAAACGAAAUCGAAAAGAACAGUUCUAUGACUUUCUAUGCAUCUCAAAUUAAGUCGGCAACUUAACAGUCCACUCCUUACCCUACAAGAAGCUCCUGACUCUGCGGGAUACUGAUUUGAGGAUGCGUUGUCAGUAUAACACCAACCAGUCACCACGGGAACUUCCGUUGAUCUUACGUCAUCAUUAACCAAUCACCGUACCCGAUACCCCUUGGCGGGUGUUUUAUCACAUUUCCCGAUACAAGUUUUCGCGCUCAUUUCCUGUAAAUCGAGAUCUUAUCGAACAAUUAGUAACUCCGUCGCGCAAAUAUAUAUAUGUUAUUUGCCCGCUGGGAG
Messenger RNA from Orbicella faveolata, 2040 nucleotides. Its product is annotated as melanocyte-stimulating hormone receptor-like. The record is from RefSeq and is a predicted model, not a curated record. Lineage: Eukaryota; Metazoa; Cnidaria; Anthozoa; Scleractinia; Merulinidae. Gene Ontology annotation, molecular function: G protein-coupled receptor activity. Gene Ontology annotation, biological process: G protein-coupled receptor signaling pathway. Gene Ontology annotation, cellular component: plasma membrane.